AACAAAAGUUAUUUUAACCUAUUUCUGUGUCCAAAUCAUUGUGUUCCCUCCUUCAAUACUUUCCUCCAAAGGAUGAGGGAGAGGAUUGAUAGGGUAGGGAUUAAGAUUCCUAUGAUUGAAGUCAGGUUUGAGCAUUUAUCAGUUGAAGGGGAUGCAUAUGUUGGAACAAGGGCACUGCCAACACUGCUCAAUUCUACCCUCAAUGUAAUAGAGGGAGCUCUGGGCUAUAUCAAGCUUUUGCCAUUAAAUAAAAGUGUUGUGAAGAUUCUCCAAGAUAUCAGUGGAAUUGUGAAACCAUCAAGAAUGACUCUGCUUUUGGGACCUCCGGGAUCAGGAAAAACUACACUCCUGCAGGCACUUUCUGGAAAAAUGGACAAAGAUUUAAGGGCAUCAGGAAGAGUCACUUACUGCGGUCAUGAAUUAUCAGAGUUUGUUCCUCAAAGAACAUGUGCUUAUAUUAGUCAGCAUGAUCUUCACCAUGGAGAGAUGACAGUGAGAGAGACACUGGACUUCUCAGGACGCUGCCUGGGAGUUGGAACAAGGUAUGAUAUGCUGGCUGAGUUGUCCAGACGGGAACUAGCAGCGGGCAUUAAACCAGAUCCUGAGAUAGAUGCUUUCAUGAAAGCAACAGCAAUGGAAGGUCAAGAAACAAGUCUUGUUACAGACUACAUUCUAAAGAUUCUUGGGUUGGAAAUAUGUGCUGAUAUUUUGGUGGGAGAUGAGAUGAGAAGGGGCAUAUCUGGUGGACAAAAGAAGCGUUUAACUAAUGGUGAGAUGCUGGUAGGCCCUGCAAAAGCCUUCUUCAUGGAUGAAAUUUCAACUGGUUUAGAUAGUUCCACAACCUUCCAAAUUGUCAGGUUCAUGAGGCAGAUGGUCCAUAUCAUGGAUGUUACUAUGAUAAUCGCUCUUCUGCAACCUGCACCAGAAACAUAUGACCUUUUUGAUGACAUAAUAUUACUGUCAGAAGGUAAGAUUGUCUAUCAAGGUCCCCGUGAGAGCGUGCUGCAUUUUUUUGAAAGUGUAGGCUUCAAAUGCCCAGAAAGGAAAGGAGUUGCAGACUUUCUACAAGAGGUAACUUCCAGAAAGGACCAAGAACAGUACUGGUUCAGAAGGGACAUACCUUACCAAUAUGUCACUGUGCCUGAGUUUGUAGCCCAUUUCAACAUUUACAGCAUCGGUCAGCAACUUCGUGAAAAGAUUCAAGUUCCAUUUGAUCCAAACGAAAGACAUCGCGCUGCAUUGGUGAAGGAAAAGUAUGGCAUCUCCAAAUGGGAACUCUUCAAGGCAUGCCUUUCAAGAGAGUGGCUUUUGAUGAAGCGCAACCAUUUUGUAUACAUAUUCAAGACAUUUCAGAUUAUUAUAAUAGCUAUAAUUACAAUGACAGUAUUUUUAAGAACAGAAAUGAAGCAGGGUCAACUUGUAGGUGCAGGAAAAUACUAUGGUGCACUAUUUUUCAGCCUCCUUAAUGUAAUGUUCAAUGGAGUGGCAGAGCUGGCAAUGACCAUUAAUAGACUUCCCGUUUUUUACAAGCAGAGAGAUUUCCUGUUUUAUCCAGCAUGGGCUUUUGCAUUGCCCAUCUGGGUCCUCAGAGUUCCUCUCUCUCUGUUAGAGUCAGGAAUAUGGAUCAUCUUCACUUAUUAUACAAUUGGCUUUGCUCCUGCAGCUAGUAGGUUUUUUCGUCAAUUUUUGGUAUUCUUCUGUGUGAAUCAAAUGGCUCUGUCCCUAUUCCGCUUCAUUUCUGCAGUUGGAAGAACAAAAGUUGUGGCAAAUACAAUUGGUUCCUUUGCAAUUUUAGUUGUUUUCCUCCUAAGUGGAUUUACUGUUUCAAGAAAUGAUAUUGACUCAUGGAUGAUAUGGUGCUACUACACUUCACCCAUGAUGUAUGGCAUGAAUGCCAUAGCCAUCAACGAGUUCCUAGACAAAAGAUGGAGUGCUCCCAAUAUUGACCCAAGUAUUCCUGAGCCCACAGUUGGGAAGGCUUUUCUUAGGGCCAGAGGCAUAUUCACAGAAGACUAUUGGUACUGGAUAUCCGUUGGAGCCCUUUUAGGAUUUUCCCUGGUUUUCAAUAUUUGUUUCAUUCUGGCUCUAACUUAUUUGAAUCCAUUUGGAAACUCUAGAUCUAUUAUAGUGGAAGAGGAAGACCAAAAGAAAAAGACAUCUACUUCAUCCUCAGUGGAAAAAAAGGCAACAGCAACUACGGAGAAGAGUUCAGCUUCACUUGCUAAAUUGUUUGAAGGUAUUGAUAUGGAAGUAAGAAACAUGGAACACAGCUCAACUAUUAAAGCUGCAGAGAAUACAAAAUCCAAGAAGGGAAUGGUGCUGCCCUUUCGGCCUCUGUCACUUGCAUUUCAAAAUGUGAAUUAUUACAUUGAUAUGCCACAUGAAAUGAAGAAACAAGGAAUUGAAGAGAAUAGACUUCAACUACUAAGAGAUAUAAGUGGUGCUUUUAGGCCUGGGAUUUUAACAGCAUUGGUUGGUGUAAGUGGUGCUGGAAAAACCACCUUGAUGGAUGUGCUUGCAGGAAGGAAAACUGGUGGUUAUAUUGAGGGAAGCAUCAGCAUAUCUGGUUAUCCAAAAAACCAGGCAACUUUUGCUCGGAUUAGUGGUUAUUGUGAACAAAAUGAUAUCCAUUCCCCAAAUGUUACAGUCUACGAAUCUCUUGUGUUUUCUGCUUGGCUGCGUCUCAGUGAGGAAGUUAAUAAGGAAACACAAAAGAUGUUCAUUGAAGAAAUUUUGGAUCUGGUUGAGCUCCACAAAGUGAGAAAUUUUAUAGUAGGCCUUCCUGGAAUAAAUGGCUUAUCAACAGAGCAGAGGAAGAGGCUUACCAUUGCUGUGGAAUUGGUUGCAAAUCCUUCCAUUAUUUUUAUGGAUGAGCCAACAACUGGUCUUGAUGCUAGAGCUGCAGCAGUUGUUAUGCGUACCGUGAGAAACACAGUAGAUACAGGGCGAACUGUUGUCUGCACGAUUCAUCAACCAAGCAUUGAUAUAUUUGAAACUUUUGAUGAGCUGCUUUUGAUGAAGAGAGGUGGCCAAGUGAUAUAUGGUGGUCCCCUUGGUCGAAAUUCUCAGAAUCUUGUUGAGUACUUUGAGGCUAUUACAGGAGUUCCGAAGAUUAGAGAUGGAUAUAAUCCAGCAACAUGGAUGUUGGAGAUCACUUCUCCUGCUGUUGAGUCUCAUCUUAAUGUAGACUUUGCAGAAAUAUAUACUAAGUCAGACCUUCAUCAAAAGAACCAGGAACUUAUUAAGGAACUAUGCACACCAGUACCUGGAACAAAGGACCUUUAUUUUCCGUCUAAAUACUCACAAUCAUUUGCUACUCAAUGUAAAGCUUGCUUCUGGAAACAGUACUCUUCCUAUUGGAGGAAUCCACAGUAUAAUGCCGUCAGGUUCUUCAUCACAAUAGUUAUUGGUGUCAUUUUCGGACUUAUUUAUUGGGACAAAGGAAAAAAGACGCAAAAGGAACAAGACCUGUUGAAUCUCCUCGGGGCCAUGUAUGCAUCUGUUUUUUUCCUUGGAGCCUCUAACACUAACAGUGUUCAACCUGUUGUUGCAAUAGAAAGAACUGUUCUCUACCGUGAAAGAGCUGCUGGCAUGUAUUCAGAACUGCCUUACGCAAUUGGUCAGGUAACAAUUGAAGUAAUUUAUGUUGCAAUACAAAGUCUAGCCUAUACCAUUAUCCUCUACUGGAUGAUUGGGUUCGAACCAAGUGCUGGAAAUUUCUUGUGGUUCUACUACUUCCUAUUCAUGUCCUUUAUGUACUUCACACUGUAUGGAAUGAUGGCUGUAGCUCUGACACCAAACCAUCAAAUUGCUGCAAUCGUUAUGUCCUUCUUCAUCAGUUUCUGGAACCUGUUCUCUGGUUUUCUUAUUCCCAGAACGCAAAUUCCAAUAUGGUGGAGGUGGUAUUAUUGGGGUUCCCCAGUUGCUUGGACUAUAUAUGGACUUGUGACAUCCCAAGUGGGUGACAAAAAUAGUCCAAUAGAGGUUCCUGGGUUUAGACCCAUGACAGUGAAAGAUUACCUUGAGAGACAGUUGGGCUUCCAACAUGAUUUCCUUGGAGUUGUUGCAUUAGUCCAUGUUGCCUUUGCCCUCCUUUUCCUUCUUGUAUUUGCAUAUGGCAUCAAGUUCCUAAACUUCCAGAAAAGAUAAUCGAUCACACAGGAAUAAGCAUGAAAACUGUUGAGCAGAAGGAUAUUAUUGGUAAAGUCACCUAUAGGACAAAGCAACAUAAAUUAAUCAUUGUGUAAUCUUUAAUUUGAUUGUCCUCACUUAUCAAUGUCCUUUGACUUA
Molecule: messenger RNA, 4290 nt
Organism: Cajanus cajan (pigeon pea)
Lineage: Eukaryota; Viridiplantae; Streptophyta; Magnoliopsida; Fabales; Fabaceae
Product: pleiotropic drug resistance protein 2
Cellular component (GO): membrane
Molecular function (GO): ATP hydrolysis activity; ABC-type transporter activity; ATP binding
Source: RefSeq, a predicted model, not a curated record